UUUUCAAAAGCACGUGCAAGAAAGAAAAGGUUAAUUUGUUUUUCAGUUCGAUUUUGUGCUUGAUUUUUUUUUUCUGUUUGUGAGCAAAAUGUCAAGUGGCCGAAAUGUUGGCAAGUUCCAGCAGCGUGUGCGUGGCAAUGUGGUGACCGUUAUCAUUGGUGCCACCGAGUUGCAAUGCGAGCUGGAUCUGCUGCAACGCACGAGCCGCUACUUUCAGAAUGGCCGCCAGGGCAUGGCCUAUGGUCUGCCCGAGUCGCAUGUGCGUCUGGAUGCGUUUCUGAUGAUCUAUGACUGGAUGGCCAAGCCGUCGCUGGUGGUGCCGCCGCAGCUGCUGGUGGCGGUUUAUAAGGCCUGCACCUACUUGAAGAUCCAGCUGAUGGUCGAUCAGUUCAUGGCCGAGUUUGAGGAGCAGCGCGAGGUGCGCGAGGAGCUGAGCUUCUACAUGUGCAUCGCUCUGCAGCGCUUGAAUGUGCAGCUGCAGUCGCACGAGCUGCGCGUGCACAAAUAUUUUCUAACGCUCGUUGCCACGCCGGAGUUUGUGCAGCUCAUGCCGCACAUUAUGAUCGGGCUGUUCAACUCCGCCUAUAUAUGCGUCAACUCGGAGCUUGAAGUGCUGCUGGCGGCCAUGCACUGGCUGAGCUAUGAUUAUGAGAAUCGCGCUUGCUAUGUGGAGCGUCUGAUGGCCGCGGUGCGUUUCGACUGCAUUCCGCUGGAGGCUGUGCUGCUGCUGCGCCAGGAGUGCAUCAAGAUCAACAGCAACUUUGCCCAGCUGUUCUUUCUGCCGGAGAUUGAGAUGAUCCUGAAGCGUGCGCCAUCGCACAACAACAUCGUGCGCUACUGCGAUCGCCGCAUCUGGAUCUUUGACCCGUUGUGCAGCUUCCAUCACGACGUCCACUGCCCGCGUCGCAGCUACAUCACCCACUCCGGCUUCCUGGCCUUUCAGCAUGCGCUGCGUCAUGCCGACAGCAUGCACUGGUUCAAGCGCAGGCAGUUGAAUCCCUAUGUCCACACUUGUCGCCAACCCCAUUGCCGUCAAAUUGCUGCCACCUAUGGACGUGGCUAAGUACAAGAGAAAAAAGAAAAACCAACUACAUUCAUUUCUUACACUUUCAUUCAAACACUUUUCAUAUCACUAACAUUUUAUAUUCACUACUUCAUUAUUUUAUCACUUU
Drosophila busckii is the source of this 1172-nucleotide messenger RNA. RefSeq lists its product as uncharacterized. Bases 89 to 1063 code for a protein of 324 amino acids. NCBI's taxonomy places the organism in Eukaryota, Metazoa, Arthropoda, Insecta, Diptera, Drosophilidae. The transcript has 2 exons. The record is from RefSeq and is a predicted model, not a curated record.